UCCAGAGCUGGUUCACUUCCUAUAGGGACUGAAAACCAAGUGAGGAGAUGAAGGAUUGCACCGUACUACACUAGAGAAUACAGAGGAUAGACACUGCAGAUAGAUCCUGACCAUCACCCAAGGAACAACUGCACAACGAUGGGAAGACAUCCAGUCCCUUCACAGCAUUGCUCAACACAGAGCAGGUUGGGCAGUGAAACCAUCAUCUGGAAAUCAGUCGGGUCAGGAGAGCUUUGACAUAUCAUCAGAUCUGAAACUGGCCAGUGGUGUGGAGCCUUCCAUCAGAACCAACUUUUCUGAAGGUUCGGCUGUGGUCAGGGUGAGGCUGGGAAGAAGUCUGAGUGGCUCCAGUUGUGGUUACAGCUUCAAUAAUUCAUCGAGCCCAAGACCCACUGACUCAACCCUAUAGGUGAGGGGCAGUUCAAGGUACGAGGUUGUGAGGAGGGCUGCACACGUUCAAUUUCCCUGACACACAAACUGCAUUUGUUGAACAGUAACAUGGAAAAGAAACUAUUCAAGUGGGGGGCAGGUGACCAAGAUUCUUCAAAAUCAUCUACUCUCAUGAAACACAAAUGCAUCCACACCAUGGAGAAACCAUUCAUAUGUGAGGUGUGUGAGAAAUCAUUCUCACGGUCAUCGCAUCUCCAUGCACACCAAUACACUCACACGGGGGAAAAACCAUUCAAAUGUGAAGUUUGUCAUAAAUCUUUUGCCAUAUCUACAACCCUCCUGACACACCAACGUAUUCACACAGGUGACAAACCCUUCAGGUGUGAGGUUUGUGAGAUGGCUUUCUGCCACUCGUCUGAUCUCUUGAUACAUCAGAGGAUUCACACAGGUGAGAAACCUUUCAGGUGUGAGGUGUGUGACCAAGCCUUCACUCACUCAUCAACGCUUGUGAAUCACCGACGCAUUCAUACCGGUGAGAAGCCGUUCACGUGCGAGGUGUGUGAUAAAUCAUUCUCGGUCUCAUCACAUCUUCGCCGACACCAACGCCUACACACCGGGGAGAAACCAUUCACGUGCACAAUGUGCAACAAAUCAUUCUCACAGUCUUCACACCUCCGACUUCAUCAACGCAGUCACACCGGGGAAAAGCCAUUUCGAUGUGAAGUGUGCAAAAAAUCAUUUUCAAACUCGACCCACCUCCGUGUGCACCAACGCAUUCACACCGGUGAGAAACCGUUCACGUGUGAAGUGUGUGACAAAUCGUUUGCGCGACCGUCGCACCUCCUCGACCAUCAACGCAGUCACACAGGGGAGAAACCAUUCACAUGUGGGUUGUGUGACAAAUCCUUUUCAAGGUCAUCAACCCUCCUCGAUCACCAACGCAUUCACACCGGGGAAAAACCUUUCACAUGCAAUGUGUGUGAUAAAUCGUUCUCAGACUCAUCGAAUCUCCGUGUACACCGGCGCAUUCACAUGGAGGCAAAAAUAUUCACAUGCUAGGUAUGCUACAUAUCAUUCUUGAUCUUAACCAUUUCCGCCGGCAUUACCAAAUUCACAGGAAAGAAUAUGGUCAGAUGUUAGAAAAAUCUUCACAUAUUUAAGAAGUCUCCCGCACCAUUAGAUAAUCCAAAGGGAAGAGACCCAUAAAGUGUAAGGUUUGUGGUGAAACUUUUAUAAAACCAACAAAUCUCCUAAUAAAACAGAAGAUUCCUUUCAGGCAUGUGACCAAACCUUCACACAGCCAUUGAACCUCUGCUAGGUGUGAAGUGUGAGAGAUUGUACUCAAGGUCAUUGUAACUCUUGCCCUAUCAGUGGAAUCCAAAUGGGGUAUAACCCUUUAAAUAUGAUGUUUGUGACAGAACUUCAACCAAACCUCCAAUCUCCUGGAGCAUCUUGGAGCUGCACUGGUGAGAAACCAUUCAGGUCUGAAUUAUGUGACAAGGCUUUUCGGUCUACCAAUGCACUCACAUAUAUACAGAAACCCUUCUGGACUUCACACAAUUGUCGGACAUCCUGGAACAUCGAUGAAUGUACACAGGAGAUAAUCCCUUCCAGUGUGAUGUGUACCAGGAUUGUUUCACCACCUCCUCUCUCACCAUGGACUCACCAUAUCUCCACAUGGACUUGAAACUUGAUCAUCUGCUUCCAUUGCACUGAGAACUUGUCUAUGUUGCUUACCCUUCAGUGCUCACACACAGGGGAACUGACAUUCCAAAGCCCUAUCUGUCUCCCAUCAUCAGUCCAAUCAUUUCAAAAAUGUCAAGUUAACCGUAGAUCAGAUCACCAAAUGAAGACAUGAAUAUGUAUAGAAGCUCCUACUCAUGCACGAAUAUCACUAAGUCUCUAGGAGGGUUUCCUCAACCACAGGAAGUAGGUGAUUAAGGAGAAAUGUGUGUCUGGAUUAUCCCUGCUGUGGAUAAGAGGGAAAUGCCUCCAUAGUUUGUGCAGUGUAAUUUAUCUCCCUUCUUAAAUAUAGUUACAAUUGCCACAUUCCUGAGGUCGGGGAAAGUUCUUUUUCCUCUCAAAUCCAUAGGAUGAGUUCACAGUAUCUUAAACUAUGCAAAAGCUUUGAAAGGUUCAGCUGGAAUUCCAACAUGGCCACAGACUUUGGUGUUUCUCAUCUGGUAGAUUGCUUGUUGCAACUCUCCCAUAAAUGGUGACUCAUAGAAACGUAGAAGCUGGGAGUAGGAGGAGGCCACUCAGCCCUUCGAGUCUGCUCCACCAUUCAUUACGAUCAUGGCAGAUCGUCCAACUCAUUAGCCUAAUUCUGCCUUCUCCUCAUAACCUUUGAUAUCAUUCACCCCAAGUGCUAUAUCUAGCCGCCCCUUAAAUACAUGCAAUGUUUUAGCAUCCACUACUUCCUGUGGUACUGAAUUCUAUAGACUCACCACUCUUUGGGUGAAGAAAUGUCUCCUCAUCUCCAUCCUAAAUUGUCUACCCCAAAUCCUCAGAUUGUGAUCCCUGGUUCUAGACACACCCACCAUUGGGAACAUUCUCCCUACAUCGACCCUGUCCAGUCCUGUUAGAAUUUUAUAAGUCUCUAUGAGAUCCCUCCUCAUUCAUCUGAACUCUGGAAAACACAAUCCCAACCUAUUCAAUCUCUCCUCAUAUGUCUGACCCGCCAUCCCCGGAAUCAGCCUGGUAAACCUUUGCUGCACUCCCUCUAGACCAACAGAUUCCUUCCUCAGAAAAGGAGGCCAAAACUGCACACAAUAUUCUAGGUGUGGCCUCACCAAGGCCCUGUGUAACUGCAACAGCACAUCCCUGCUCACCCAUGGAUUCACCCAUAGAGAAUGGGGGGAUGGACUGGAGGGUAUCAGCUGCCCCUGUAUUUGAGAAAUGGUUCAGAAAGAUUUCUCUUGUGUUAAUUCCUAAGAAGAGAAACAUUGGUCCCAUGGAUGAAAGGGAUUUUGUCUGUAUGACCUUGGUCCUGGUGACUGCACAAAGAUUCACAUUAUUAGGAUCAGCAUAUUGUUCUUUCAAGCUUUCUCAUCCCACCACACGUUCUUUACCUUUUAGAUUUGUCUCUUGGGGUCAGUUUGAGAUGCUGCCUCCUUGACCUGUGACAAUGGGUUGCUCUAUAAGCCAUGAAGGCUGAUUGUUUUAGUUCCAGGAGGUCACAUCUAGCAAUGUACGUAGAAACAAGGUGCAGCAUUAGGCCAUUCGGUCCUUCAAACCUGCACCACCAGUCAAUAAUAUCCUGGCUGAUUUGAUUGCAGCCUCAGCCCACCUACUCCCAAGAACAUUUCACUACUUUGUCAGUCAAGAAUGUACCAACUUCAGCCUUAAAAAUAAUCAAUAACCCGGCCUCCACCUGUCUCUGUGGAAAAGUGUGCCAAAGACCUGUAACCCUCUGAGAGAAAAACUCCAUCUCAUUUCCAUCUUAAAUGGAUAACCACCUCCAUUUAAAGUGUGCCCUUAAUUCUGGUUUCUCUCACAAAGACUUUAAUUAUCCACCUUGUCCAGUCACAGAGGAUUUCAUAUAAAGACAGAGUCACAUAGAGUGGAAACAGACCCUUUGGUCCAACUCGUCCAUGCUGACCAAGAUUCCCAAACUAAAUUAGUCCCAUUUAUCUGUGUUUGGCCCAUAUCCCUCUUAAACCAUUCCUAUUCAUGUACCUGCAUCUACCACUUCUUUUAGCAGUUCAUUCCACAUAUGAGCCACUUUCUGUGUGAAAAAGUUACUCAUCAGGUCCCUCUUAAAUUUUUCUUCUCUCACCUUAAAAAUAUGCCCUCAAGUUUUGAACUCCCCUAACCUGGAGAAAGGACCUUUGCUAUUCACAUUAUCUAUGCCUCUCAUGAUUUUACAAACCUCUAUAAGGUCACCUUAUGUUUCAUUAUGAUCAUCUCUCAUUCUUCUAAAUUCCAAUGAAUACACGUCCAGCAUAGACAUUGUUUACUGAUAAAAUAUCUUCCCAAGUAUGAUUUGAGUAAAUCUCUGCACUGUAACCAACAUAUUUGCAUUUUUUCUUAAAUCAGGAGACCAAAACUAUACACAGACUUCCAGAUAUGGUCUCAUAAACACUUUAUACAACAACUAGUGAAACAUCCCUAAUUUUAUGUUGCACUCUCCUUGCAAUUAUCAACCUUGCUAUUUGUUUGCUAUACCCAGAUCCCUCUGUACCACCAAGUUCACUCUGUGUCCAUUUGAAUAAGAUGUUGAUUUUUUUUAUUCUUCAUGCAAAAUUGGACAAGUUCACAUUAUUCCAUAAUACUCUAUCUGCCGUGUUUUUGCCCACUGACAACCUGUCUAUGUCCCUUUAUAGACUUUUUAUGUCCUCUUCGCGACUUAACCAGCUGACUUUAUUUCACACGACUUUUGAAGUGCUUCAGAUGUGGAAAGAUUUUCUAGAUUGAUUAUGGUCUGAACCUGGAACUUCUUUCUUCGAUUGGGGUGUUUUUGGGCUGAGACAUUCAUCUUCUUCCUCUUGGACUCUGAGCCUUGUGAUGUCUUGGUGCUGUGUGUUUGUUCAUCACUGAUCAAACAAGUCGAUGGUCUAUCCAGCAGCCACAGUCCCAUAUGGAUCGAAUGAUACAGACAUCAUAAUACUUUGACUUGGAUUUAAACCUUCCAGAGAAAUGUCCAACAUGGUCUUUGUUGCCAGAAAAGUCCAAGAAAAAUAUCAAGAGCAAUCUCAUGAACUUUUCUUAUAUUCAAUGACUUGACCAAAGUAUUUGACUUUAAAUCACGAGGCUACGUGGUUUUUGUUGCAACAGUUUUUACGUCCAAGAAACUUCCUUACAAAUAUGUAGUUAGGUGUAGUAUUCGAUAAUGAAGCUAACAGAUUGGUUAAACAGUCAAUUUUAAUUUUAUGUCACUGUAUUAAGAAAAAUGAAUUACAAUUAACCAUAAAUCUUAAUUGAGUUCUGCAUGCAUUGAGGUGUAAUAGUGGUUAAUCAGUUUAAAAUUUUGUAAUUUACAGAAAUGCAGGCAUAUGGCUGCAUUACUGAGUUAAAAGCAGAGUUUGGUAAUGCCUCAUCAUGCUGAAACAAUAGAUGACUCUGAAGGUAAGACUUGCAUUGAGGAGAAAAAACGGCUUCCCCAUGUGGCAUGGUAGACAGAGGGAGAGAGGAGACAAUGUUGACUGUGACCAAACCUCUAGUUACAGAGAGCACCAAAAAAAGCUGGAAAGUCAUUUCUUGAAGUUUCUUAAAUAUAGGUUUACUUUCUAAUAAAAUUCCUGGUUUUUCUA
Molecule: messenger RNA, 5642 nt
Organism: Rhincodon typus (whale shark)
Lineage: Eukaryota; Metazoa; Chordata; Chondrichthyes; Orectolobiformes; Rhincodontidae
Product: zinc finger protein 271-like
Exons: 2
Coding region: 499-1449 (316 amino acids)
Biological process (GO): regulation of transcription by RNA polymerase II
Cellular component (GO): nucleus
Molecular function (GO): DNA-binding transcription factor activity, RNA polymerase II-specific; RNA polymerase II cis-regulatory region sequence-specific DNA binding
Source: RefSeq, a predicted model, not a curated record